Molecule: messenger RNA, 788 nt
Organism: Lontra canadensis (Northern American river otter)
Lineage: Eukaryota; Metazoa; Chordata; Mammalia; Carnivora; Mustelidae
Gene: CLDN25
Product: claudin 25
Exons: 1
Coding region: 57-743 (228 amino acids)
Biological process (GO): bicellular tight junction assembly; cell adhesion
Cellular component (GO): bicellular tight junction; plasma membrane
Molecular function (GO): structural molecule activity
Source: RefSeq, a predicted model, not a curated record
UAACCCGUCACUGAGCCAUCUGUCCUUUGCUUUCUGCCUCUGUAGUGGGAACAGCCAUGGCCUGGAGUCUCCGCGGGAAAGCCCAGCUUGGAGGACUGCUCCUCUCUCUCCUUGGCUGGGUCUGCUCCUGUGUCACCACCAUCCUACCGCAGUGGAAGACUCUCAGUCUGGACCUGAAUGAAAUGGAGACCUGGGUCAUGGGACUUUGGGAGGUCUGCGUGAAUCAGGAGGAAGUUGCCGUGUGCAAGGCCUUUGAGUCCUUCUUGUCUCUGCCCCAGGAGCUCCAGGUAUCCCGCAUCCUGAUGGUAGCCUCCCACGGGCUGGGGCUACUGGGGCUUCUGCUCUCUGGCUUUGGGUCCGAAUGCUUCCAGUUGCACAGGAUCAGAUGGGUAUUUAAAAGGCGGCUUUGUCUCCUGGGAGGGACUCUGGAAGCAUCAGCUUCAGCCUCUACCCUCCUCCCAGUCUCUUGGGUGGCCUACGCCACAAUCCAAGACUUCUGGGAUAAUAGCAUCCCUGAGAUUGUGCCUCGCUGGGAGUUUGGAGAUGCCCUCUACCUGGGCUGGGCUGCUGGGAUUUUCCUGGCCCUCGGUGGGUUAUUCCUCAUCUUCUCAGCCUGUCUGGGAAAAGAAGAUGUGCCCUCCCUCCAGAUGGCUGGCCCUACAGCCCCACCAUUCUAUGCCCCAGCAGACCAGUCCAGUGACUCCUUCUAUCUAACACCAAGAGCCAGGAACCUAUUCAUCUAGCAACUGCUCCUGCCAAGGAACCUGUGGAAUAAAGGAAUGUCGGUA